Molecule: messenger RNA, 4120 nt
Organism: Podarcis muralis (Common wall lizard)
Lineage: Eukaryota; Metazoa; Chordata; Lepidosauria; Squamata; Lacertidae
Gene: PTPRCAP
Product: protein tyrosine phosphatase receptor type C associated protein
Source: RefSeq, a predicted model, not a curated record
CCACCAUUUUAUGUGGGUUCACUUUCAGCAUGUGGUGGAAAAACACAGCGGAACAGGCAACAGCCCUGGCAUUUCUGCUCACCUAGAGCUGCCCAAAGAAACCAAGAAGGACACAAGUCAUGUUGGAUGCUUGCAGGAAAAACAACACUUCACUUAAACGUCACCCUUUCUAAAUCAGUGUUAGGAAAUGAUUGGUGUCUGCAUGUGCCAUAGAGCUUUCAGGGGGUAUAGGAGCCAAACUUUACAUGGAAAGGUAGGGCUGUCUGUGUGAGUAAGCAAUGGUUUUCCAACCUGAACUUUUAAUGUUCACUUUUUUUUAAUGGGAAGAUUGCUUCACUUGUUCUGUGUUUAUACUGGGUUUCAGAGUGGCUUGCAUGCCCUGAACAUGUGUGAAUAUUCAGGCCUUUUCCUGUUGGCUGCUCCACUUUUGUUUUGAAUUCUAACAAAGCUUAUUUCCUGUUACUUAUAAUCUGGAUUUUUAAGCAAGGUAAAAUGCAUGCUUGCUUUUUGAAUGUAAUUGGAACAAUCCUUGUGUGUAUGUGUAGCGCAGGAGCUUGCAUUUUUUAAAAAAGAGGAACAAGGUUGGAGAAGUGUGCACUAUAGAGGCAGGAGGUUAAAUGAGGCCACCCUUUUCUGGAAGAAAGAGAAAUGUAGGUAGAGCUAUCCCUCACACAUAAACAGAGCAAAUUACUACAUGCCAGCCUAGAUAUUUACCUGGUGAGAUGCCUGCUCAAGGAGGGAUAGGUAAUUGCUUGCUUUCGUGGUUGCAUUUUGACUUGAGCAGGUCAGGCUCCCUCUUGUUUCUGCUACUUCCCACUAUCUUAGUUGCUGAGCCAAGUUUGAUCUGGGUUUUAGUUUGGCAAUCUCUCUCUCGAUAUCCUUAAAAGGAUAGGUCCCUAAAGGAAAGGUUUUCUGGCACUCUCCACCAGGGGGCUUUUCAUAUUCAGUUGGCUUACAGUGCUUUGAUUGUAUGAAGCUUCAUGUUGUUUUCUCCUGCAACUCCCAUUUCGUCUUCCCUCCCCUUCCUUUUUGAUCUGGCAUCUGCCUGAGCUUUUGCUCAGUGCUUGCAUUUGUUGCGCGAAACUCCUUGGCAAUCAAAGAACUUUGCUUCCUUCCGUUCCAGUGGUGCAUCCCUCCUUUGAGCUUGGAACAGCCAGCCUUAGGCAUGUGCAAGGAAUGUGUUCUGCAGCCUCAUGUGCAUAAAGUGGCACAUGCCUUUUUGAGUGCAGCCCACUUGUUGUCUUUGGUUUGAUAAGGAACUGGGAGCAAUGAGACCGUAGAGCUGAUGACUUGUGGCAAAUCUUGACAGAACAGGGGCUAGGCUGGGGCAGAGAACCUUCUUAAGCCUGAGGGCCACAUUCUCUUCUAGGCAAACUUCCAAGGGCCAUAGCCGCUGGUGGGCAGGGCCAGGAGCAAAAACAACAAUUCCCUCCCACAUCUCUUCUCUGUUCUCCCAUCAAGGCAUGCAAGGUCACAGCCACAUCAUACAUGUAAAACACUCUUGCACCACUUUUGCAAGAGUCAUGCCUGGGUCACAUUCUGCUUGGACGGCUACAACAUUGUGGGGCUGCUUUGGAUCAUUUGGAAUCUGCAGCUAAUGCAGGAUGCUGACGCCAGGAGCUUGUGACAUGAGGCAUGGGGCUCCUUUGUUUAAUCUGCACUCGUUUCUGGUGUAUUUUCAACCAAGCCCGGAUCAGGGAAUUUAAAGAAAUAGCUGAUUCUGCUUACCCUGGGAGAUCUGCUGGAGGGUGUGUGUGUUUCUGUUCCACCUCCCUCCUCUAUUGAAGCAUAGAUCAGAAGGGUGAGAGCUACAUCUCUAGCUUCCUCCCCUUUGACGUUUUGCAAGCUGCUGAAGACCACAUUGUUCAGGCAGGCCUUUGGUUUGAAUUAGCUCCUGCCGAAUUGCCUUUUAUGUGGUCCUAUCAACUGCUAUAUUCAUUACUCUCUGUGUGUAUGUGCACACACAAUCUAUUGUUUGUUUCCACUGUUUAAAAAUACCACAAUGAAUUGAAUGCUGCUCCCUUAGGAGCUUUUUCUGAAAAGCAGUUUUAAGGUUUUUUCAAAGCAAAGUAAUUGAGAAACAUUCAGUCUCCCACCGCAGUAAACACUGAAUGUGCAGAGAGAGAAUAUCUCCUGGGCUUGUGGGGCAUCUAGCUCCUAGCAAUGUCUUUUGUGGCUGCUGGAGAAGCCAAUAUGAUUUCUACCAAAGUGCAUGCAUGCCGUAGGUACCCGCUGCGCAUUAAGGUUCUCCGGAAGGGUGUAGGUGGCGGGUGGCAGGUGUGCUGCUCUUCCUGUCCUAGACCAAGCAGCAGAAGCUGUUCUGGGGGGUGGGGGGUGGCAGGAAACUUGUGGUUGGCACUGUUGAAUUAAGGCGCCUCUGCUGCCUGAGCCUGCAGGAAAUAGUGUUGUUGUAAGGUGAAUGCAAACCAUGCAUGCAAAGCCUCCACACUGCAGUACCAAUUUGUGAUCUGUGCUCUCUGCAUAGACAAAAGCUGCUGACGGGAUAGAAAAGUGUUCACUCUCUUUUCCCAUACGACUGCAAGGGCUAUGAAGUGGUGGAAAUGAAGAGAGCACACCCUGGCUCUACUUUUCCUGGGCAAGGAAACAGCUGCAAAGUUUUCUUGAGCACCCUCUGUACAUCUUCUAUAUUACACGCACACCCCUGCCGUCGUCCUCCCGGGAUGUAGGUGGUGUGGAAGUGUGCUUUACUUUUCUUUAAACUCCUCUAUCAGCUGCAGUGGACUAUCCUUUACAAUCAGGAGUCGUCCUUAAUCCAGUUGUACAAGCCCAGAUGAGGAGCAAACAAACACAGGAAUCUGCUACAGUACAUAGCAUAGACCCUGAAAGCCUUGUGAAUAAGGUGGCACAACCAUUGAUAGCUGUCCAAAGUACUUGAUUUGGUGCAUUUUAUAUCUCCCUCUUCUCCACCCCAAAUUUAAGCAGAACAGACACUACUAGCAUGAGAAACAAAUUUGGUUAAUAAUUCUGGCUUUCUUCCCAAUGAGAGAUGCUUAUCAGUGCAAUGGGGAAGUUCUGCUUAAGCCUGAUAAUGGUUGGAAGUACCCAAAAGAGGUAAAUAGUUGAUUCUUUGCAUCAGGUGCUAAGUAUAGCUUUGCAGUGUUUUCUCUGUGCAGGGUGAAGAGCAGAAGCAGGAAACAUCUCUCCGCCACCCCCAAAGUGCACACACAGGGCCACCGCUUGCAAAGUUUCAUUUUCCUCCAGGCUACAUGCAGUGCAGCAGAGCAAAGAGCGCUCCACUCCUGACGAUGAGGCCCCAGUUCGUCCACGCGCUCUCUGCCCUGCUGCUGCUGUUUCCAGGGAAAGCCAUGGGAGCAGCUCCAGAGAGAGGUGGCGGCCGCGGCAAGAGCAGCGAUGACAUCGUCGUGAGUUUCCUGGUCUGCCUGCUGCUGCUGCUGCUCCUUUUGCUGUUCCUGGCGUGGCGUCGGCUGAGCCGCAAUUCAGGAGGAAGGUACCACCCCCAGCGCCUGCUGAGGGGUCUGAUGCUCCGAUGGCAAGGGCUUUGGGCAGGGGAACUCCCCGAAGAGCCGCUACAGGGACACCAGGACGAGAAGCUGGGAGACGAAGAGUCCGGGGAGGAGCAACCCAUUGAUGUGGGGGAUGAGAGGGAGCAGCAGCAGCUCCUCCAAGGAGAAGACGAGGAGGAGGAGGAAGAAGAAGAGGAGGAAAAGCAAGAAGCGUCCAAGGAGAAGGCCGAUCCGGAGCCAGCAGAAGAUAAAGCAGUGCAGGAGGCCUCGGAGGAAGAAGGGGCCCCAAAGGCAACCGAGAGCAGCGCUGGGGCUCUCCUGAGUGAUCUGCAUUCUUUCUCUGGGACAGCGGCCUGGGAGGACCCAGGCAAACAGCUGCAUGUCACUGCCCUCUAGAAGCAGCAGGAUAGAGGGCACUGAAGCACUCACUGCAAAGACAGCUACAGACUGAAGGCAGUUCACCGCCCCAUCCCACGGACAUAGCAGAAGCUGCUUUUGCCCUGUGUUGCCUAUUGAACCCUUCCCGUUUGCACCUAGCUUGCUCGAUCGCCUGCCCCGCCAAAAAUGCAGCCUGAGUUUCCAUUUUGUUUUGAAAGUUUCCUAUGACAAAUAAAGUAGAGGGGAGAUAAGAGACA